Westerdykella ornata is the source of this 1713-nucleotide messenger RNA. RefSeq lists its product as uncharacterized. Bases 1 to 1713 code for a protein of 570 amino acids. NCBI's taxonomy places the organism in Eukaryota, Fungi, Ascomycota, Dothideomycetes, Pleosporales, Sporormiaceae. The record is from RefSeq and is a predicted model, not a curated record. The transcript is spliced from 3 exons.
AUGCCUGACGAUGCAGGCGACAUCCUCGCCGAAUUAACUACGGCGCCCAUCUUCGACGACGCCGUCUACCUCUCUGAGGUCCUGGAGCUUCCCGCGAAUGAGACCGAAGACGAUCUGGAGGCACGUCUUGCUGCACUGGCGAGAAAGGCUGGCAUUGAAGAUCCAUAUCGUUUCCUUUGCGCCGAGACCCAGCAGACCGCUAUAGAGGAUUCUGCAACGAGUGCUUCGAGUGCCCAUAGGAGCUCCCUGUCCCUCUACUCCCGUGACACCCAAUCCACAGGCGUCACAUCGCACCUCUCACGAGCCUCGAGAGAUCUCCCUGGCCCACCGUUAGAGGGCGUGUUAACAAUUCGCGCCUCAUCUCAUGCCCCGCGGUCCUCCUUCUCUUCCCUAGACUAUUACGAUAGUAUGAUGGAGCGCUUUCGCUCAAAUGCACGUCAUCAAUCGUCUGCUUCGGCUCCCGACGCCAUUCCCUAUGGGAGUUCUGUGUCACCCAAGUUGGCCCCCCGCAAGCUCAAGCGAGCGAGCGGACUCUUCUCAAUCUUCAGGAAGGAUUCAAGUACCUGCUCGUCUCGAUCACAUCACAGCCAUCAUAGUAGAUCAGCGAGUGUCCAAUUAGAGUGCGGUCAUACUCUGUCCAGAUAUGCCGUGCAAGUGCAUAUUAAAGACGCUCUGGAUACCAAGGACCAAAUCACUCCUAACUGUUGCGGAAAGCCAUUGCCCACGUCAGUCUUAGAAACGGUUUUGACGCAAGAAGAAGCAAGCAUACUAGCCACAAGCGGCUCAUCAACGACAAAUUCCCCGCAGGACUCCGGAUACAGCGAGGAUGGCGCAUCAUCAAUAGAGCUGUCCGGAACUCAGAUACCUUCCAGAGCGGCCCACUCCACUUUCAGGAAUCCGAACCCUUUCUCUGAAGCACAUAGCGAGCCCGAUGCCGAGUUCAGCAAAGCUUUCAUGGAUGAGGGUUUCAAGGAUUUGAGAAAUCGGCAAAGGGAGCAGUACCGCCGUGUCGCCUCAUUCGAAGCCCAUCAGCGACAAGCCUUGUCAGCAUAUCACAAGUGGACUAUCAAGCGGCUUACCGUACAGUUCAAGGCAAACCAUGCGGCUAUGGUAAGAGAGCACGGUCUCCAGCUGGAGCGGUUGGAGGAAUCCCAAGUCGUCGCCGAGCAUGAUCUCCGCAGGGCGCAGAUCCAGGAGACUCAGAACGUCGCAACAGCCCUGAAGUACAUGGAGGCAUACUGCUCGGGGAAGAAUCCCGCAAACCCUAGCCUCGCGCACACAGUAACCGAUGAAGAUCGUAAAAAGCUCGCUCGGCAGCAUGUCACUCAGCAAAAGCUCCCAGCCAAGCAUAAAAGCGCGAUCAACGUCCUCCGCGCACGUCAGGAAAAGGACAUGAAAAUAAAGCUGGAGAAGCAAAAGGAAGGACUGCGUCAACUGAAACUCAGCUACGAGCAGCAGAAACGGGAUGAGGAAACGCAACAUCUCAACGAUCUCAGCCGGCUAGAUGCGCUCAUACAGGCCAGGAGAAGACGAAUGAUGCACCAGUGGGAUCUACGAUACGAGACCUGGAGGUGCACCUGGGAGAAGCAGAACGAGACGAGUCUGAACAGACGGAUUCCGCAAGAAGCUUUCCCUGAGCGUAUGGACGACACGGCAUCCUCGAAGUCAUCAAGUCCGAGCUCGUUGGCGUUGUAUCUUCAGAUUAUGGUUUGA